AUGGAGAAGGAUAAUACUCUGAAUAAAAGCUCUCAGCUACUUAUUAGUCCACGUUUUGCCUAAAAAGAUCCUUCUACAUAAAUUUCUCAUGAUAAUUUGUUUUCAAAUCAAAAAUUAAAUAUGACAAAACAGAUAAGCAUUCAAUAAUCAUAUUAAGCAAGUUAACUAAUUGAAAAGCAGGAUUUUAAUAAUUUUAAAAUAACCCUCUAGAUAACUUAGAUGAAUAGCUAAAAUACUGAGAGAUAGGAUUAUGUUAGCCCUCGCUCAUAAAUUUAAGAUCUUCUAUCAGCAAAUUAGAUGUUAGUCAACUCUCCAAAAACAGAUUAAUUCAAUGAAGAUGAAGUAGAAGAUAACUAGUUUGAUAUUCUUAAAAUGUAAAAAAAUUAAUCUAUCAAAUUAUAGAGGAAUGAAAGUAAAAGAUUAAGAUAUUUUUAAAGUGUCUCAAAUAAAUAAUCAUAUAUUUCAAUAAAUUCUAAUUAACAAGAUGAACUAUAAACAUAAAAAAGUAAAUUUAUGCAGUUAUAAACACUUUAGUCUUAAGUUUAAAAAGAUAAUAAUGCUUAAAAAAUGUUUAAUCUUAAGUAGAAAGAGAUAUAAAAACAAAAACGCAAAAGCAAAAAACUAAAACAAUUUACAGCUAGCUUGGCAAACUCAUCAGAUUCUCAUGCAAGUAGUAUUUAAUUAUCGAGAGUGAGCAUAUUAAAGCUAAAAGACCUGAUAAUAAAAAAGAAAGAGGAUCAAAUAAUAAAGAGGGCUAAAAUAUUUUAUUUUUUUGCUAUUGUUAUAUCUUUUACAGUGUUUUUAAUAUCACUAAUUGUUAUAUUUGAAAACAGUUCGAAUUUAAAAGAAUAUCUAAUAAACUUUCUUUAUCCUUUAUAAAUGAAACAAUACUUUGCAAAUUUUUUAUACAAUAACCAAGUUUAGCAAUUAAUUUCAUUAGAUUUUAUUUCAAGUUAAGGACAAUUAAGCGCCUUGAAUUCUACUGCUUCCUAAUAGAAUUAAUAGAUUUUAAACGAUAUGCUUUAAACAAAUAUCAAACAAGCCUACAGUUAAAAAUAAUAAUAAGCUUAAUUCGAUUAAUUCUACUCAUAAGAUUCAUAAGUAGUUUUUUUAAAAGACAAACUAAGCUUUUUAAACAGUAAUUAUGAGAUUUUCACAAAUUAAAUAAGUUUUAUUUAAAUAAUUAGCUAAGCUAUGCAGAGUCUAUAUUCACAUUAUGAUAAAACUGAAAAUUAUGAAAAUCAAGAAGGAAUAACCAUCCUAAAUUACAAUAAUUAUAUGAACUCCUUUGAUUAAUUUUAAAAUAAAAUCUUUAGCAGUGUCUAAGAUUAAAUUAAUGACUUGAUUCAAUAUAGCUUGAUGAGCAUGUGUUGCUUUAUGAUAGUAAUUUCACUAAUAAUAAUUUUAAGAUUGUAUACAUAAUAUGCAACAAUACAAAAAAUCUCAAAUGUAUUAAAGCUCUUUGCAACACUCUCUGGCUCAUAUAUAUAAUCAGAAACAAAUUCACUAAUCCAGUGUCUUUAACAAACUAAGUCUUAACAAGUAAAGAGGUUUUCAAUGAUCUAAUCUUUACACUCUAAAGAAAAUUAAAGGAUUAUUGAAGAAUAAUUGUUUUCAAAUAAACUGUAAAAGUUUGAUAAUUAUUCUGCAAAAAAAAAAAAUAUCUCAACAACUCUACCCCUCAAGAUUUAUCCUAAGUCAUUUUUAUUAUUUUCUUUGGUCACAUUUUUAGUUUUAUAGUCUACGCCGAUUGUCAUAACUAUCCCCACAAAUUACCUAUAUCACUCAAUAAGCGAUUUGCUAAAUACAUCAAUUUAUGCAAACAAUCUUUAAAUUAAUGUUAACGCUAAUUUCUAUUUCACACAAGGAAUGUUGCUAUAUAAAUUUUAUCCUAAUUACAAAGUCGAAUAUAACUCACAAGAAUUCAUAUAAAACUAAUAAAAUGCAAUUAAUCAAAAAUAAGUAGUUGUUUAAUCAUUUUCAGAUUCAGCAAAUAAUCUAUAAGGUGAUUUACGUUUAAAUUCUGCAGAGAUAACUAAUUAUAUAAGUAAUGUUUUAUAAGGUAACUUAUGUUCAUUAUCAAAAACAGAAUAAAUUCUUCAUAGUAGCUGCUAAGAUAUUAAUAAUGGUAUUCUAAUUAAAGGAAUUUUAGUUUCUGUUAACAUGAUUUAUACUGAGUUACAACAAAUUUAAGAAUUAAUCACAAAUUAAAAAUUUAAUAAGAAUUUGAGCUCGAGUGAAGUUUUGAAAAGUUAUGAUGACACUUAUUCAUAAAUUUAUGUAAUAAACGAAACACUCGUUUAAUUAAGUGAUUUCAUAAGUAGCUAAACGAAAGAUCAAAUAGAUUUUAUUCUAAAUCUCAAAAUAGUUUUAUUAACGACUCAGUUCAUUCUUGUCAGUGCAUUUAUAUACUAUUGCGUUUUUUAUUUCAUAAGAUAGAAAUAAAAAGAAUUGCUUUUGACACUCAACUAUUUUACUAUCAUUAGUGAUUAAUAACUAAUAACAAAUACAUAUAUCAAUAACUACAUUUUGAAAAUGAAAUGA
This is a messenger RNA of Tetrahymena thermophila SB210, 2544 nucleotides long. Its product is annotated as transmembrane protein, putative. The record is from RefSeq and is a predicted model, not a curated record. Lineage: Eukaryota; Ciliophora; Oligohymenophorea; Hymenostomatida; Tetrahymenidae. The transcript is spliced from 2 exons.